This is a messenger RNA of Python bivittatus (Burmese python), 766 nucleotides long. RefSeq names its product shisa like 2A (gene SHISAL2A). Lineage: Eukaryota; Metazoa; Chordata; Lepidosauria; Squamata; Pythonidae. The record is from RefSeq and is a predicted model, not a curated record.
UCUCGUCCCCGAAAGUGGCCAAGCGCCGAACAGCUCCGCACGAGGCUCAGACCCCCGGGCGUCCAGCGUACCAUGAGCGCCGAUUGCAGCAGCUACGUGAACGCCGACAAGGUGCUGGUGGGCUCCUUCAGCUGCCCGCGGGAAGACGGCGAGGCCGGCGCGAUCUACUGCUGCGGCUUCCAGGAUGUCAAGUACUGUUGCGACGACCCUAACAGUUUUUUCCCUUACGAGCACAACUACAUGUGGUGGCUCAGUAUUGGAGCACUUAUUGGCUUGUCGGUCGCAGCAAUGGUCUUGCUGGCUUUUCUCAUCACUGUGUGUGUUCUCUGUUACUUGUUUAUCAGCAAGAAGCCACGCAACAAAUUGGAUACAGGCUUAACUUUAAGCUUAGAAGCAGCAGCGAAGAAGUACAUUUGUUCAAAGGCACCAGCAAAGUAUUCUGCAGAUGAAUGCAUUCUCUGACUUCAGACUGGACUGUGAGAAUUCAAUGCAAAAAGAGUACCAGUGUAUGUGUGCACGUGUGUAUGUGUUUGUGUACUCUUUUCUUGUUUUCUUGCCAUGGUAAUUGUUCAGGGCCGACCUGAAUAUAUGCCCAGAAAUAUAACAUGCUUGAAUUUAGAAUUUUAGGCCCUGAUCCUGUAAUCCUGAAAGGACCUAUAUUGUCUUACACAGGCAAAGCAAGAAUCUUAACCAUUUUUAAUAAUCCAGCAGUUGCUUUAAAAACAUGGUAAAAAGGAUACCAAACAAAAUCAUACUGUACAUGUAC